Messenger RNA from Meloidogyne enterolobii, 258 nucleotides. The record is from the annotation of a GenBank genome assembly. Lineage: Eukaryota; Metazoa; Nematoda; Chromadorea; Rhabditida; Meloidogynidae.
UUGAAUAUAGAAUCACUCAAAGAAUUAUUUGAAAUGAAAGAAGAUUCACUAGGAAUUUAUAUUUCUGAAGAAGAUAUAAAAACAAUUGAGAGUCUCAAAAAUUAUGUUAAAAAUGUUAAAGAAAGUUUGGGGUAUAAGGAUGAGGAUUGGAAAAAGUUAACCGAUGAGAAAGAGAAAUGGCCAUUGAAUCUGGAUAAUAAUGAAAUAAAUGUAUCGAAUGAUGAUAACAGUAAAUAUAAUGGUAAAAAAUAUUCCUAA